AUGCAAGCCCAGACCGCUUCUGAGACCACCAGCCACUCCAGGCUCUACUUGAACCCCCCGGGCCUGAACCCAGCGGCGGACAAGGCCAACCAUACCAACCUCUGGAGAAACCCAGAGGUAGGGAAGAUCUACAGGAACACGGAGCACGUCAACGCACCGCUCGUCCCGCCGCUGCUCGACGCCUGCGGCCUGACCGAGGAGGCGUUGGCCUCGCUCGAGCGGCCCAUCGAGAUCUUGGACAUGUGCUGCGGGGCCGGCGUGGUCUCCGCCCAGAUCCAGACGAUGUUGAAGAGAACGGGGAUGGCAGGCAAGGGGAUGGUUAACUUGAUGUGCUCGGAUUCCAGCGCGGCGCAGCUGGAGUAUGUCAAAUAUCGGAUCCAAGCGGAUGACUGGGUUGAUUCCAAGGUCGUCCAGGCUGAUAUUGCCUGCCUUCCUUUUGAGUCGAACAGUUUUGAUUUCAUCGUUGUUGGCAUGGCUCUCAUGGCCGUUGCCGAGCCUUACACGGGUCUUUCCGAACUACUUCGCGUACUGAAGCCGGGCGGCCGCCUCGCGACCUCGACAUGGGCCGUCGAGGGAUGGGUCGCCGCGACCUGCGAGGCCGUCGCGGACCUCAGCCUGCCCAACCAGAAGCCUGUCCCGUGGCCGCGGGAAUCCACCCAACUCACCCGGCUCUGGGCGCCCGGCCCGUGGGAUAGCGAUUACUUCACGGCCGCCAUGUAUAACGCCUCGGGCUUCGUGGACAUCCGGUCGGACACCCUCCCCGACCCCGUCUCCUUCGAGAGCGCUGAGCAGUUCUGCGCCGUCUACCAGGGGCUCCACUUCGGCACGAUGGAGAAGUACUGGUCCAAGGAGCAGAAGGAGAAGCUGGGCCACCGGCUGGCGGAGACUUUCGCCGGGUAUCUGCGGAAGAAGUAUCAUGGAGGGCCGUUCGGUUUUGAGAGAUCUACUGUUGUUGCCAGUGGCAGUAAGCCGCUGAAAUGA
Colletotrichum destructivum is the source of this 981-nucleotide messenger RNA. RefSeq names its product Putative methyltransferase type 11, S-adenosyl-L-methionine-dependent methyltransferase superfamily. The transcript has 3 exons. Gene Ontology annotation, molecular function: S-adenosylmethionine-dependent methyltransferase activity. Bases 1 to 981 code for a protein of 326 amino acids. The record is from RefSeq and is a predicted model, not a curated record. NCBI's taxonomy places the organism in Eukaryota, Fungi, Ascomycota, Sordariomycetes, Glomerellales, Glomerellaceae.